UCGGAGUAUGCGGGUCGGCGCCUGCGGUUUUGGCUGGAUCAUUCAUUCAAAUGCCUACCCGGGCGGACCACGCCUCGUAACUUAGAGCGCCAAUUGCUAGUCCCGACAACUGAAAACAGACGGUAAAGUUACGACUAAAGCAUGGAUCACGAGCAUCAGAAAAAGACCAUCUUUGCCGAUGAGAGUCUAAAAUUGGUUUGGGUAUGCGAAACGCUGUAAGAAUAGAGGCCGGGAGAGCACGGCAUUGACGCCGCGGUGGGAACUCGAGAUUGCAGGCAUAUCGCUUAGUCCGCUUUCGUCAACAGUAUUCCUUCUGGCAGCCACAAAUCCACACAACAAUUACGAUGGCUUGCAAGUGAAGUCGAUCAAGAAAGACAAGUUACAGAUCACCAUCGAGAAUCGAGGCCGAU
This is a messenger RNA of Mycena citricolor, 410 nucleotides long. NCBI's taxonomy places the organism in Eukaryota, Fungi, Basidiomycota, Agaricomycetes, Agaricales, Mycenaceae. The record is from the annotation of a GenBank genome assembly.